Porites evermanni is the source of this 24958-nucleotide messenger RNA. NCBI's taxonomy places the organism in Eukaryota, Metazoa, Cnidaria, Anthozoa, Scleractinia, Poritidae. The record is from the annotation of a GenBank genome assembly.
CAGAAAUCCAACAUGGUUGCCUGUUACAUCGUUAACUUGAUACAUUGUGGAAUUUGAAGGUUAGUUUUGCAAUACUUACGCUAUCUUCUCGUUAUUUACAAGCUUAAUUACAUAAUUCUUCGUUAAAUUAAUGUCUCGUUAGGGAAAAUGUCGUUUACAAGCUUGUCAUAGUUAAACAUUGCGUAGAUUUUCUAACGCCAAACUCGAGGCACGUUGUGAGGUUGCUGGUUCGAUACGUACUGUGGUCCGUGCAUGCUUUUUCACCCGGUUCCAGUUUUCUUUUUAUUCUAAUAUUCUUAUUCUUUGCUUAAUUUCAAAGUUUAUUUGUGAAUUUGUUUUACAAAAUUGUGAUACAGUACGGUAUAUAAUCUCUGAUAAUCUUACUUCUCCGAUAUAUGGAAAUGAGUCCUGUCAUCUGAAUUGCCAAUAUAACCUCGUUAUUUCUGGUUUCAAUCGUGGUUUAUAAACAGUUUUAUUGUAUGGCUUUCUUGUUCCCAGCAACAACUAUGUCAACUAUUAGAUACUGGCUGGUAGCAAGGGAAUACAACCAUAUCCUCAUUAGACACUUUCCUAGCUACGUCCCCCUCCCAAGGCAAAAUUUCCCUUGAGUUCACACUUACUGUAGAUAGGGGUUCAAUGUUUUAGUUAAUGUUAUUUCUGUAUUCAACGUGAUAAUGCAUAAGCCAUUGUUAAUUCAACUUAUUUUUCUUUUACCUUAGCAGUUGCAAUGAUCAUGAAGAAUUUAAUCAUGACACAAUUGCCAUAAAGGCUGCCUCUGUUGUCAACAUAUCAGUCCGUUUUAAGUACAAGAUUUACGAUCCUUGGUGGCACUCAGUUUUUCUGGAUAAUUUCUUUGUCCUAGUGUCAUUUUUCUUUUUCACUGACACCCGUAUUUACACUCACAAUUUCCUCUAUGGAAGACUCUGGGGAUUUAACACCCAAAGUAGAUUUUGCAAGCCUGAAAGAGGAACUUUCCAAAAAUGGAAUGGUUAUAUGCCCUGCUCAAAACUGCAAUCAGGACUUCAGCUCUCUGGGAGGACUCAAGUAUCACUUAAAACAAGCGAACCACCUGAUCUCUGGUGAAAGAAGGUUUAAAUGUGAGCAGUGCAGCUUGUUGUUUCAAUCACGAGUUCAUCUUCGAAACCACAGAGCUGCUGAACAUUCAGAUGGUGAAAGUGGAAGUCCAUUGGUCAGUCCAUUGUCAAGUCCAAGGUAACCACAAUACAACUUAAAUAUUUUGCUGAAACUGUGAUGAAAAAAAUAUAUCAAAUGGAGGUUUGUUCGACAGGGCUGUCCCUAAGAUUUCAAGUUGCUGGGUAAAUACAACAAGUAGGCAGGGAAUCAAACAGUUAGGUUUUUUUUGUUCUAUUUUUGUUCUAUUUUCCUAUGAAAGUAGCCCGGGGCCGCUUUCUUUAUAGUAGCUGGGGAAAAUUCGUGGCCCCAGCUUCUUGACCAUGGCCUGAUUGAGGUCAUGCUACUGUAUACAUCAUGACUUUGCUACAUGUAUAUCAGCAUCUGGCAGCCUCCUGCUUUUGCAGUUGUGACAUGGAUUUUAUAAGUUGUGACAUGUGGGUUGUGAGAUAGCUCUAGUGGUAGGGGCAAGGGGGUUGGAUGGAGGAUUUAGGAACCAAUAGUCAUGGCUUUCACAACCAGUUCAAGUUGCUGGGAAAAUGCAAUAAAUAGGAUGUGAAGUGAACAGCCAAGAAGUUAUUUUGGUUCUAUUUUCCUUUGUUCAGUGAAAGAAGCCGGGGUCAUGCUUGUAGUAAAUGGGGGGAGGGGGGGAGAUUCCUAAUGACAGCCCUGAGACAUACAGUACUUAGGAUCUGUGGUAGAGGAAGAGAUUUUGGAGUGAGAUGGUCAGAUGAUGAAGGAAAAGAGAGCAAAAUAGGAUAUGGAAUAAGCUGAGGAGUGGGUUAGGGAGUUACCGUAUUUAUCCGAUUAAACGCUGUAGCUUUUAUUAAAUGUUUAGCAUUUCAAAUGCAGUGUUUAUUCUAGGGCGACAUUUAUUCGAGGGCGGCGUUUAUUUUGAAACCACUUUCUUUAAAUGACUGAGGACAGUCAUUGUAAAUUGUUUGUAAAUAUUAUAUAAUUUAAAGGUUCCACUGUCUCCCUUAUUUUGCUGAGAUGGAAUCUUAAAUGUCUGGAUGGUGUAUAAAAUUACCAAGUUGUACCAAAGUUGUUCUUAUUAAAUCCUUGAGUAAACGCCACAUUCUUCUGAUUAGGUGCGGCAUUUUCUUCAAGGUGGUGAUUAUUGGUAAUUUUCUUUCCAUCUGUGGCGUUUGAUCUAGGAUCAGUAUAUGGUGCUGUGCAAAGUCAUGAUGUACAUGUAAACCAUACAGUUGUAUGACCUACAUCAGGACUGUCACUAAGAGAUUGUGGCCCCAGCUACUUUGAUAGGAAAACAGAGGAAAACAGAGUCAAAAGACAUCGCUAGCUGUUUGAUUACCCACCUACUUGUUGCAUUGAAAUGUUACAGUUAGUGACAGCCUUGUCGGUGGCGUUUGAUCGAGGAUCGGUAAACAGGGGAGAAGGAUAGGUGUUUGAAUUAUCUUUUACAAUAUUCUUUUUUGUUUUUUUCUGCAGCUUCAAAGAGAAAGAAGCUUAUACCUUUGCACCUUUUUCUAACUCUUCAAACCACAAGACAACACAAGUAAGAACAGAGAGCAUUAACCUUGAGAAUUCUUCAGAAGUAAACUCGCAAUGUGACUUCUUGGGUGACAUGUCGGCCUCAGGUUCUCAAAAUAACGGAAAUGUGAGCUGCUCAGGCAGCUCAACUAAUCAAGCCUCUUUAGGAAAAAGUAAAGACUCAAGUGAUUCUGUGUUAGAAUCGAGAACUAGUGUACCCGAAGCAAAUUCAUUGUGUAGUGAGAAUCAUGCUAGAUUUGUAGGAUCGUCAAAAAGAAAGAGAGGUCGACCCAGAAAAGCAGAUUUUGAAAGUACUGUCAAUGAAGUGUCGUCCUUGGCUAGUCCAUGUCCUGACCAAUUAAGUGAGAUUUCGUCAUCAUCUCGGGUGAACGCUAACGAUAAAAUACCCCCAAGCGACAUAACACCAGCAAGGAGAACUUCCUCAAGAGUUCGGACACCACGAAAGAUUUUCUACAUUGAUGUGGACAAGUCAAAAGAUGACAAUUUGCAGAGUUCCUCAAGGAAAAGAGGGAGGAAAAGAAAAAGUAUGACGGAAGUGAAUAGUGAUGAGGACGAUGAAACCGAUGUAGCGAAAAAACUGGAAUAUAAGACACCCAAGAAACGGGGGAGAAAGCCCAAAAGAACGAAUAUUACAAGCGAGGAUGUUGAUUCUGUUAGAGAGUGUAAUGAUGAGAGUGUUAGCAAUAAUAAUGGGAAGGAAAAAGUAGAAGAAAAGCGCAGUGUUGGUUGCAGUGAUCAGGUUGUUAUCAAGGUUGAAGAUGAGCAACAAGAAAAUGAGGAAUCUUCUAGUGGUGUUGGUGAGAACAAAAAUGGUGACGAUUACGUUGAAGAUGAUCAUCAUGGUGAUGAUGAUGAUCAUGAUGAUGGUGGUGUUGAUGGAUCUUGCACUCCUGGAGUUACAAGAACCGAUGCAAAGGAGCAAAAUGGAAAAGAAAAUAGUAAGUUAUGGAGUAAUACAGGUAGAGUACAACAUUUUUCUUCCCUUACUAUCACUUAUUUUCGAUUUUGCGAAUUUGGAAUAGAAAUAUUUCGCGGCUCUUAAAUUUCGCGACUUUAUCGAAUCACCGUGUUUCAAGGUAAUUAAAUUUUGCGAAUCAAGUAAAAUGGUGCUCGUUUUUUAAACUUCCAACUCUGCAUAAUUUAUUUAAACAUAAUAAUGGGAUAGAAACGCAACAAGCAACUUGCUGUAAUGUUCAACAAUGUCAGAAACAUAACAUCUUUUAAAAGUACACUGAUAUAAGCAAUGGAGGAACUAUUUAACUCGAUGGCGCUGCCAAUUAGCUUUGUGAUAAGGAUCUCCUCUUUAUAGUUUCAAAUGGAUCUUCAGGCGAUAAGGUGGUCUUCCCCUUAGCAAGUUCGGAUGUUCCCGCUUUGCUCCAUCCAUUUGCAAUGUGCCGCUUUCCCUUACUGCGUGUCAAAUGGUAGCCUGAGAAAACAGCUGACAUCUCACGACACCACCAAUGGUUUCCCCACGAAAUGACGUCUGAGAAACGCCCGCAGAAAUUCCUUACUGAUGACGCGUCACUACCCAGAUCAGGGUAGUGCUUCUGCUUGGUCGUGCCCCGUGAGAAAUUUGAUUCAACCAAUCAGAAGCACUACCCAGAUCUGGGUAGUGACGCGUCAUCAGUAUGGAAUUUCUGCGCUCGUUUCUCAGACGUCAUUUGGCGGGGAAACCAAUAGUAGUGUCGCCUGAAAUGUCGGCUUUCUCAGGCUAGUCAAGUGGUUGUAAAGGCUUACCAGCCCUGUGGCCAGUAAGGUCUUCAGCAAAGACAGCCUUAAAUCGACCUCAAUCUCAUCGGGUGCUGUUUCCCGACUUCAUUUGUUUCUCAGUGAACUUUGACCGAAUACCAAGUUGUAGUUGACUUACUCCCUGGUAAUCCUACGUCACCAGGUCGUUCCUGUUACACUAGGUACAUGUAUUUUACUUGCUUCUACCAUUUUCCACUAACGACACUAAAGAUUUUGCUCUCUCAUACCUCAGGUACCAAAGAAAACACUUCAACCAAGAAAUUGGGAAGAAAACCAAAGCGUCGUAAGGUAUGAAAACUAUGUUGUGUCCCGUAUUUAGUAUGAACAUGUUUUGUAUUCAGGAUAACGAAAUGGUUGCCAUAGCAUUAACACCCCCAAAAUACCCCCCUCCCCCCCACCUCCCCUGAAGUACCCCUGGUGUUCGCGAUUGUACAUGUUUGCAUAUUCUCGAAUAUAUGCUUAACAGCACUACUGUUUUAUGAGGUACAUGUCAAUCUUGUUGCUUCUUAUACUAAAACGUAUUUUGUUGUAUUGCAGGGAGAGGUUUCAGAGGUAGGUAAUCAUCCCCUGGGAUGUUCCUUCCAUUAUACGAAUACCUUCUAGUAAAAUUUAACUAGAUUUUAAAAAUUUCAUACAUGUACAGUCUAAACAAAAUACGAAGACCUUAAGGUCACUUGCGAAGGAGAUGUUUAGUUACAAGAAUCGAACCACAGGAAUUUUGUCUUAUCCGUUCUCGAGGUCUACCCGUGUUUUCUUUAUGAAGAUACUUUAUUACACGCAAUGUCUAAGUUACUGAAUGUGCAGUUCCACGUUGUCACUAAAGACUUUUCGUAUGCUCCGAGUAGCACAUACAACGAACAUGGAGUUCAGACCAAGUGUCAAGUGAUCAUUUAUAAGAGGUUAAAAACACUGGAAAAUUAUCAACUGAUCAGUUCAAAUCAGUGGUGGCGGUCGGUUACAGGUCCAUUGCGGUACUAGUUUACCAGAGGUUCUAGCUGUAAGGAUUUGACAGCAGCAGUUUAAGGGUUUGGGGUAUUUAGGAGGGAGUUUACGGUCAAGUCGGCCGAAAUUUUUAGUUAAGUCACCCGAAAAGCUGAGUUAUGUGGCUCAAAGUUUUAUCAUGCUUAAAAACAUCAUAACAUCCUUAUUACACAUUUGUCGCGCUUGUUUCGUUUUAUCGAAGGUUAAAGAACGAGAUAUAUAACUCAUUUAUCGCCCUUGUUUCGUUGUUAUCAAGGGGUAAAUAGCGAGAUAUAUUACAUGCACACAUUUACACCCUCCGGUAGUUUCGUCUCAUCAUUACUUUAAGAACGAGGUAUGUAACACAUUCAUUCUGCUCGUUUCGUCUCACGAUGGUUUAAAGAACGAGAUAUAUUACAGAAACUCUUUAUUUGACAAAAAUUGACUUUGUUUCUCUGUGCACUUCACCCGAUAAAAUUCAGGCGACAUGACUCAGCAUUUUGGGCGACUUAACUUGGGUUUUGGGCGAGAUGACAUUCGGGCGACUUGACAGGUUACCGGUCUCUUACUAGAGGCAGUCGCACAUGAACGUUUAAACUAGACUGUGGUACUAAAUCAAUGAAUGAAAGUAUUUUUGCCAUGUUUCUUCAUUAGGUCACCCUACUGAAGGAACAGACAAAAUAUGGAAAGAAAUUAAUUUGUACAAAUGAAGGAUGUGGGGCUAAGUUCGCUUCAGCUCUUGGAUAUGUGACGCACAGAAAAACGUGUGGCAUAAAAGAGGAGGAGAGAGAAAAGUUUUCCUGUGAGAUAUGUGGAAAGGAAUACAACAGUGUGCCAGGACUUACAUAUCAUAUGAAGACCAAACAUGUUGAGGUACUUGAAAACCUUCAUUCACGCAGCUACUUCAUAUCAUGAUAAAGUUCCGAUAUAACGCGAAUUCUGAUUGGUUUAGCCUGUUCCAGGCUCCGGGUUUGUCGGGUCCGCGAAAUUGAGGAAGCGUGAACACGAAAAUAAAACGAGAGGAGACUGGGGAGAGGAAGGUUUUCCCGCCACCGCCCCCUUUUCCUAGAUCACGCGCUCAUAUUUUCGUGCGCCUUUCACUUACGCGUGAUUCCCACCAUCUGACAGGCUAUGAUCGGUUGAAAAAGCGUGCUUUAUGAGCGUAUGAAACACGGACUUAAAACGAUCACGCCAUCUGCCAAAAGUUUGUUUUGAAAAUUAGAAAGUAAUGCCUGGGAAAUUUAACGGAUUCUUGAUCAUAAAACAAAUAAAGAAGCCUUGACUAAGCUCUCUUCUGGUUUAAAGCACUUGGAAAGCGGUUAGAGCGCUCAAGAAGUUGGGACUACAUCUCUUGUUUUUGCCUCCACGUCUUUUGUGCUUUAGCCACUUCCUGCGUGCUUCACAAUAGAACUUAGCACAGUCUCGAGGCUUCAUCAUUUGUUAAUUAAGCACUUUUUGAAUAACUUUUGGUUGUCACUGGGCGAAGGGUCUUAAGAGGCCUUUAGAUUUGAAGACGAGGACGACUGGAAGGACGAGAAUUAACAGAAAGUUUUUUUCGCGUAUUCUCAAAAAAUAGACACCCCGUCAAGCCUCAUUUUACUUUUUUCACCAGAUAGUUAACACGGUUAUUAUUUGAUCGCAAAUGAUAAAACUUCUCACAUUUGAUUAUUUGUUUCGGUCAGUACUACACUUUUGGCUAAAAUUUUUUGUAGAAUGACAAAGGGUAUCGCGUUUUCCCGUCAAAACGACGCUGGUUCACGCGCGCGCACUACUACGUAUUGAACCCUGGAUAAAAAUAAAACCUGAGGUUAAGGAGAUAACAACAAUUGCUUUAUUUUUUCUUUUAUUCUUAGAGUGAAACUGAUAGCAAUGAUCAAACCAAGGAAAAUGAGGUACGUGUUACAUCUGUGUGACACUAAUUUUGAUCAAAACUAUACCAUUAUCCGUUUUGGUCUCAAACUGUUUUGUCCCUAGAGAAAAUAAAUUAUUUUCAAGUUUAUGCAUUGUCUGUUGUUUUGUGUUAAUCAUGAGCUUAGCAGUUUCUUACCCUACUUUCUAAAUUGUAAAAUAUAAAAAUCCAGCCCUUCAUUUACUCCCGACAAGACGUGAUAGGUGUAACGAUUUAUGGCUUGAAUGCCUUUGUUUCUCAGGAAGCUGCAGAGCCUGAAGUUACAGAGACUGGGCGAGUCAGAAGAAAGGCGGCAUCAAGGUUGGUAACAACUAAAAAAAAUUAAUCACUUCCAAGUUUUUUGUCAAAUCUGCCUCUGGUAAACGAUGUGAUGGGAAGAAUCCCUCACUGUGAGGCAAAGUUAUGCAGCAGGGUGGGGUAAGGUUGUCACCGGCACCCGGGAAAGGGAUGGAGGGGUAAAAGAAAAAUGCUUUCCGUAGGUAUUUCUUCCAAACUCUUUACAGAAAAGCAUGCUAUGGCAGAAUAUGCACAAUCCUGCUUGGUAAAGGUUGGUUUCCAUAAUUUUUCAGAUUGCCUUGCGUUCUUUAUUGUUUGGGACUAUGAUAUGAAAACCAAACCAUACGCAGUUUCACUUCAGUUGUAUCCAGGUGACUGUGAUCGCCUCAAUAAUAAAGCAGUUCGUUUGGUGAAUACUUGGUGCUGCUUCGCAGACGGGCGUGGUUUGAUUUCGUUUGCGACGCAGGCUAUAUUUUCAUUGGCCCGUUAAAAUCACACUUGCUUUUAUUUUUAGCGACGAGGACAUUGUUAGGUCAUUCAUGUAUUGUUUCGUCUGAGAGAUUCGCAGCGACCUCAUUCUUCCCACAAUGAUAGGAUAGAGCAAACACCGUUGAUUUUUCUUUUUCAGGGCCUUAUCCAAAGUUCACCAAUUAGCAACAGAUCAUGAUAUGGUGUCCAAAACGGAUGAAGCAGAAGAGAGUGAUAAACCCAUAAAGAAAUCUGACAUUGACCAACUGAUCACCGCAAUUCCAGGCAGACAAGUCUCCCAGAAAUUGGAAGAGCGGUGGUCGGAGACGGUGGAGGCUGGGAAAAAUAUCAAUUGCCCUUGUAAGGUAACUAUCUCAGGCCCCUCUGGGAGUGACGUGUACAGCGUGCAAAGAAAGUGGUGUCCGACAGCCCGGGGCUAGUGGAUUUUGCAAUUUGGCUAGUGAAUUCUGUUUGCAACUUGCCCGACGGGCAAGCGAUCUUUUUUGAGGAAUUCGAAAAACAGAAGAACUUUGAGAUCAAUUCUGCUCUUCAAAAAGCUUUUGGGCUAGUUGAAAUGACGUCUGGGCUAAUAAAUGUUAGCUUCAACUUGCCUGAAUGGCAAGCUGUAAAAAUGAUUUUCUUUGCAACCUGCGUGUAUCGAUUUUUGAUUGUUGUUGAUAGUCCUGUCAUGUAUGUGUUAACGCUGUAUUCUACCAAAUAUGGGUUGUUUACCUUUUAUAUGUGUAAGGGUAAGCAAAAUAGAAAGGAAGAGACGUUACGUCGCGUUGCCGUGGUAACGAAUUUUUGGAUCGCAAUGAACCUUGGUCCUGCAAAGAUGGUAGAAAAAAAAAACUAAAAAAAUUGACAUCUACGACUUUCCUGAGAAUGAUUGCACUUAAGGAACAAAACGAUAGCUCAUGCUUUUCAUCCAUCAUUUGACAAUGCAAUUGCCCACCACUGUCACGACAGGUUGUUGAGAUCCAGAAAUCUUGCUACCAUGGUAACAUAACGUCGCACUUCUCCUCUCUAUUGAGGAUUCGUCCCGGAAUCGCGUUUACCAUUUUUACUUAUUAGGAAAAAUAGCCGCGAAGGCCUGGAACUGGUAUCAAAGAUGGCUUUGAAGAAAAGGAACACGAAUUUCCGUUGGGAACAUUCCCUACGGAAAAACAGGACUACCUUUUCAGAUGUCCCGUUGCUCCCGGAAAUCUUUCGCUGAAAUAACCCAAACAGUCGAGUUCCAUUAACUUCCUAACCUGAGCGGAUUUUCCGAAAACCUUUUUUAAAAAUAGUAAACAUCCACUAUCAACGUUUCUGUCGAAGUUAUCACGUUUCAACGAGGGUUGUCCUAUACACACGACUAGAUUCCACUGGAGAAACAUAUAGAUUCUCCACUAGGCUCCCCUAUCUUUCAUGAUUUGUUCAGGCCAUGAUGUGGACCUCUUGGCUCUUAUGCGCUUGUCUUACCUAAUAUUUACAAAAACUAUUUGAUUAACUUUGUUGUAGAAGAAUCCUCUCUUUUGGCAAAGAUGAAAGGUGAUGUUACACGGGACGAUUCGCAACCACGAUUGUUAGCGCAGCACAGUGUUGAAACAUUGAUGCGACAUUGAUAUGAAUUCUUACAACAUUGUUCUAAAGCUCUGUGUUUCGCUAAAAAUCGCCGUUGUCUCCUUUGACGAAGAUGGGCGGGACGAUUCGUUACGACGAUCGAUAGCACAACACAGUGUUGCAACAUUGAUGCCACAUUGAUUCGACUGGUCACAACAUUGUUAACGCCGUUUUGGCCUAAAGGUGGGUCGAAUCGUCCCGUGUAACAUCACCCUUGAGUAUCGUUCAUGAGGCGAUUGAUUUGUUAUUUACACUACUGAUCUAUUGCCGACCUAAGCUGUAUUUGUAAAGACUUACAUGCCAAGCUGUAACGUUAAAAAUGACUAGAGACAGUCAAUGUUUCUUGCCGCAAAUUUUGUCCUUUUUUAAUUUAUUUUUCCCAGGGCUGUUUGGAGAAGUUUCCGUCUAUCGUCAGCGUCAAAGAUCAUCUAAAAACCUGCGAGAAGGCUGUGUCUCAUAAGUGCCUGGCGUGCGGCAAAGUGUUUACGGGUUGGAUGGUGGCACAGAAUCACGUGAAACACUGGCACGUGGGAUACUCGGUAACUGCUUUUUUAUAUUCUAGGGAAGUUUUGAAGAAUAGGGAAUUUAAGCAACAACCUUUUUGAGCGACGCACGUCAAUCCGAAGUGAACUUUUUGCACACUCGAGUUGGGAUUUUGAACAAACCUUUGGACAAAUCGUCUCUGUAAGAGUAAGGACGCUUAGCCAUACAAAUUUGGUGGCGUCAAGGCAUAUUAGAAGAGAAAAGAAGCUCACUUCUGUUUGACGCGCGUCGCUCAAAAACACCCAAAUUUUCUCGGUGAAAUCCUUCUAGUUGAAACCUCUCUGUCGAUAUUGUAAGCCACAUUUACCCAUAUUGUAACCUUGAAAAUACAUGCAAUACAUUCUCUUCAAAAUGUAGAUAUGUCCGGACUUCCCCUCGUAAAAGACCUUCUGUGAGUUCGACAACCGCUAACCCUUUGUAUUUUGGGCGGUCGCUUAAGGGAGGGUCGACUAUUGAACCUCCAUGUGCGAUCGUCUCUCCUAAGCAUGAGCGACCACCCAUCCAAAACACCAAAUUUUUUCCCGUCAAAUCACAACAGCUGGAACCUCUCUUAAACGAAUUCUUGUCUCAAGCGACCGAGGCCAUUUUUAGAUGAAAGUUUUAGAAUUUUCCAUUAUUUUUUCCUCCUGUAAACAACCACUUGAGACAUGAAUUGAUGUCUAUGUUCGCUGUAUGUACUACACUACUCAGAGUAUGCGAAGAACGUUAAGUGACAACAUAAAACUAUUCAUAUCGUGAAAUAGAAAUUGCGGGAAAUUCCAGGACUUACGUUUCACAGAUUUCCCAGGUACAGUUCACUGGUAUCCCGCAACGAAGGGUAGCACUUUACUAUCUGAUGGAUCUAACUCUGUCUCCUACAUGUCAUUACCAAUUUAAACAGGGUGAAACAAAGAUCUACCCCUGAAGCCUACUUGUUUAGUUAUUCACCAAGUGGCUAAAAGUUUGACUAUUGAAGUAAGAAGAGCAAGAAAAUUUUGAUUAUAAAAUAAUGGUGGGCAGACAAAAAAUUGUCGGCCAGAAAAGAAACACAUUUUGUGCAUGAAGAGUUUGAAAUAAUGAAAAUGGCUGCCCAUCAUUGCUAUUAGAUUUGAUUUAAAGGUACACACACAGAGAUCUUAAAAUAAGAGUUCGAUUUCGCCAAUAUUGCAAAUAAUGUCAUUUUUGAUGUUCUCGAACGUAAAGAAGGCUUAACUCUAAAUUGAAACUUUAGCCUGCAGGAAAGGACAAAUCUGACUCCAGCGAUGCUGAUUAUGUAGUAAUCAGUUCAGACGAGGACGACGAAGAUGAAGACUGCGUUGAAAUUGAGGAGAUAGAAGACAGCGGUAGCGAGAUACUGGAAGACUCUGAUGAAGCCGAAGAGAUUGUUGUUUGGGAUGACACCACAAAGAGGAACAGCAGAUUUAAACUACAGCAGAGGAGGGAAAGUAAAAAAAACGCCAAACUCUAUGUUAACUCUGUUGGAAAUAGAAACAGCACGGCUUAUAAGGCGACGGAAAAAUGGUACGUUACAGUGUAGUUAUCUUCUUGAGAUUACCAUUUCUAAGGUUAUGUUCACACGCAAAACCAGUACCUGCGCACCGGCUCUAAAAUGGCGUUGUGUUCACACCAUAACUGAGGACCUGUUUACAUGGAGGUGGGGGACCCCAGGUAGGUGAGGUAACCCGCUUUGGUGGGUUAACCCGCCUAUUCAGAUAAUCCCUCAUUUAAAUUUGAUCACGGUUACAUGAUAGGUGGGGUGAACCGCCGCAUGUUACCUCACCUAUCUGGGGUCCCCCACCUUCAUGUAAACAGGCCCUAACUGUGUCAAGUUAUCUUCAUCUCGCCCAGUCAGGCAUUACUUUGGGACGUAGCUUAGGAGUUAUCGAUAUGCAAGGCAGUGAGUUGUCGCGAAACUAACGGAAAACGUGUGCUCACGGGGACCCAAUACCCAGUUUAGUGCUAGGGUACAAUGCCUCGACCUGUAUUCGUGUCUGAAUUCUUGCCUGCGUAACAAGCGUUUCCGCGCGAGUUCGUCGAGAAAGUUAGGACGAGAGCAAAAAAGAGGAAUAAAGGGGGAGGGGAGGGAGAGAAAAAAAGCUUUUAUUCUUCUUUUCCCCACCCCCUCCUCCUUUUAACUUCCAUUUCUUUUGCUCACGCCCCAAUUUUCGCGCGAUAACUCGAUUGGAAACGCUCGGUACGCAGGCCAUUUGAAUUUAGACGCGGGCACCUGAAAAAUUGGGUGUGUUCACAUUUUUUCCUAGCGAGUAGCGUACUCGUGGCACUAAGGGUGAACAAUGUUUAUGCCAUUUUGCUGGAGGUCGGUUUUUCACUAUGUCAGUGGUUUGAAGUGUUGUUUCUUUUCACACACACUGCAGGCGCAAGGAAGCAUUCAAACACAACGAGCUGUUCCCUAACUUGAGACCCUCCUUAUCUUAUUGGUCAGCGGUUGAUUCCAGGUGAGUCGAGUUAGUUUUAGCAACCUUGAUCCCAGGGUCUUCUCAUUUCCAGCAUGGCGGCGGCAAAAAAGAUUACACGCUUGUAACUGGAGACGAAAAUGGUAAAAACGUCUCUGAAAAAGUGUCUUCGGGCCCCCUUAAACUUAAUUUAAAUUGGUGUUGGUGUUCUCGUUAUGCGGAAAACACCCGCCGAGGAUAGAUGAUUUGCGAGCGCACAGCAAAACAAAUUCUCAGGCAACCGCGCCUCUCAGCCAAUCAGAGCGCGCGCACUGUAUUAGUUAUUCUAUGAUACAUUGUACAAUCGUGGCAUCACUAUUGUGGGUGUUGCGAUAGCCAAUGACCACAGAUUCAACCAUUUCGAUGUUUUCGCUAAUUAUCGAUAGUAAUGAUCUUGUUCCGCUGUCCGUCUUUUCAUGGUUUUGAUUUCAAGGAUCAAUAUUACUUUCGUUAGGUACUAACUUCUUUUGUCUCCAGAGUCUGCCGCAUUUAAAACGAUUUUUUUUUAAAUACUAUCCGUUAUUCUUUUUAUUUAUCUGCUGUAUUUUCAUAUCUCCUGCUUCCCUCCUUCUCCCCGCCCCCUGCCGCCUCCACCAAAAAUUUAAUUAAUUUAACGUCACUAUUGCAAUACUAUCGUAGUAGCAUCGCAGUACUAGUAUUCACAAGUAGUAGUAUGUAACACCUUGACUUAUAUUUUUGGCUUUGUCUGAUGCCGUUGGGUUUAGGAGUUUUCGUCCCUUGAAGAAUUUCAGAACUACCUUAGUUAAUUUUUUAAUUUGUUUUUUAUUAUUAUUAUUCUAUUUAUUGUUGCAUGUAAUUUGUACUUUCAUAUUUUGUUAGUGGUUGGUGUGUUGCCUAACCGCCUUUUACCAGCCUAAUCGAGAUAAUGAUGAUGAUUUUGUGGACAUGUUAAAUUCUGUAAGCAGAAUACUGUAAUGCUGAAAAUUAACUCUGCAAGACAUCAACACCGAUUCUUCAUUCUUCAUGAUGAUGAUGAUGAUGAUGAUGAUGAUGAUGAUGAUGAUGAUGAUGAUGAUGAUAAAGUAAUAUCUAAGAAAUCAUGACACAGCUUUAUUUGGUUUCUAACUUUUAAUUUUGAUGUUGUUUUAAAAGUGAAAUAGAUCAGUAUGUGCCUAAAGCGUCCAAGUCACCACAGUUUGUGGUUCGACGGCCAAAACAGAAAACAGGCGGAGAAGAACUAGUACAGCUGCCCUUAUUUGGAAGCACAGCCAAGAGUGAUAGUAAGAGAAUGCACUGACAGUUACUUAUAAUUUGAAUUUUAGCCUGCGUGGCUGGCGGUUUCAUUUGUCGAGCCCGCAAAUGAGCACCGAAGUUGCGAGCAGAAUAGGGCGCGCGCCUCGUAGCCUGCAUGACAAGCGCAAAAAGGGGAGAGGGAGGGAGAGGAGGGAGGAGGGGGAGGUGGGGGGGGGGGGGGGGGGGAACCUUAGGUUUUUUGUGUUAUGUUUUUUUGUGCGGGUGGCGGGCGGGGUUGUUGUGCGUGUGGCAGGAGAGAAGGCGGAGGGUGGGGCGAGAGGGGGGGGGGCCGCCGGGGGCGCAGGAGGAGGGGGGGGAAGGGGGGGGGGGGGGGGGGGGGGGGGGGGGGGGGGGGGGGGGGGGGGGGGGGGGGGGGGGAGAAAAACACGAACGGAAAAACGUAACCCUGACUCUCUCUCCCCAAUCCCCCUCCCUUUUUUCCUUCCUCCCACUUCCCUACCCCCCUUUUCCCCCCUCCCCUUUGCACCUGCUACGCUGGCUACACGCUUCGCUUUUCGCGCACGCUUUCACAGCUUUUUCUUUCUCCCGAAACAAACCGCCAGCUAGGCAGACUAAUUAAAAUUACACUUAGCAUUAGUAAUACAACAUUAGGUAUUUACAGAUGGCCUGUGACAGUGAACCUUUGUUCUAUACUCUGGAGGAGUCGCUUCGCUUCUCCAGUCGGCCAUUUAUAGGUUCUGCCGUUCAGUAGACCUGUACCGUUCUAAACCUCUUAUUUCGCUGGUCCCCUUUAAUCUGCACUUCCAUUGUUUUCAGGGAUAGGGGCAUUGUUACGUGACAAUCCCUAUUGUUUUCCCGGCUAUUUACAAACAAUCUUUCAAAUAGGUGCGGGAUCACCCUUAGCGUUAAUCGGCUCAAACGCUCUCAAUCUCGCUUGAUGGGAUGUUCCUUUGUCUUCUAUUCUUUUAAUGUCGUCACGCAACGCACCACGAAUAACGGCUGCAGAGGAGGCUAGAUACGCUCAAACCAGUUUUAAAUUGUCAAGAAAAAAUUUUAAUUUCACUCUGCACAAAAUUUUAAAGCCGCUGUCUAUUGAAAGGGGGAAAAAACACUGAAUGGUCUGUUAACUUUCAUAUCAUGACUGUGUAUUUUGUUGUUUUGUUUUCCAUAGGUUCAGUCUUUGGUGAUGUGACUUUCAAUGUUGGUGGACCUGUGUGGGCCAUGGACUGGUGCCCAAUUCCUGGUACGUUCGGAGACGUUGCAUUACAUUUUAUUUUAACAGUUUACGAACCUUUUUCUCUUUCCUCGACAGCUUCCUGUCAUGGACUGGGUGAAAUAAUCGACUUCACCUUUAGUUGAUCCAGUACCGUAAAAUUCCGAAAAUAAGCCCCGAGGCUUAUAUUUUUCAGAGGCCCUUUUUGAGGGGCUUAUUUUUGGAGGGGCUUAUCUGCGGACAAAAAUUUGCGUUUCAAAAUCGAUUGGGCUAGCCUUAUAGUUGGAAGAAAAUUUACCGUUUUUGCUUUGUUUUACUUUAUAUUUGAGGGCAAUUUCCAAGUACAAGCUCCGGGGGGGGGGGGUUUAAAUUGGGAGGGGCGAUUUAAGGGGGGGUUUUUGGCCUCAGGAGUUUGGGGGGUUUUUCAAUGGGAGGGCUUUUUUCCGGAAUUUUAGGGUAUUUAAACAAUUUUUAACAAAAAAAGGGUUAACCAUUCCGCCCCCGCGGCGCAGGGUUAGUCUUUAGUUUAUUCUUUUAUGUAGCAUGUAAGAUAUGAAUAAAUUUCUGUGUCAUAAAUUAACGGGCCUAUCAAAUGCUGUCUGAAUUGUCUCUAACAUUAUAUUUUCUUUUCAUUAUAGAUUGGUUGUAGUUUCAGAUAUAAGUUACUGGGGGGGGGAUGGUUUAUAUUUGGAGGGGCGAUUUACCGGAGGGUUUUUGCCUCACGAGUUUUGGGGGCUUAUACAUGGGAGGGCUUAUUUCCGGAAUUUUACGGUAUUUAAACAAUAUUUAAACAAAGAAGCGGUCAACAUUCACGCGCAGCGGCGCACGGUUAGUCUUUGAUUCCAUACAAUUUUAAAGGCCGUUAAGACUUUUGGCGGGAAAUAGUUUAUUGUUGGAUGUCAUGUGAUCGCGAAGUAGCCAAUGAGAGAACCUUCUUUUGGGGGAAAUUCCAACGAUGAAUUGCAUUGGAACCUGUAUUAAGCGUACCCCAUAUUAACCGGAGAUAGCGUCAGUUAGCCCUAACCUUGUCUUCCCAUGUUUUCUACCAAAGUGAAACGAUCCUGUAUUUCGCGGACACCUUUAUCAAGGUGACGCUAGCUGGGGUCCCGUGUGUGUCAUCGCAUUUGCAUGUUGAACGAUUCCUUCGCGUUAUCGAUCCUUGACUGGUAACUUGUUCCAGACCAUUACAAAGAGCUCUGCCCUUCACAUACUGUAUAAAGAUUCCUCUUGUAGAAUUAUGGAUUUGUAUUUUUAGCUCAAGUUGCUUUUUAUGAACUGCUUCUUUUUAGAUUCCAGAAAUAGUGAAAGUCAGUUCCUGGCGAUAAGCACUCACAGAUCACUGGACCAGGUAAUUUUUUGCACAUAACAGGCUUUCUAAUGGGGAAUAUCACAAAGAGAAUUCAAGAAAGUAGAAGAAAGCGGGGAUGGGGGGAAAAGAGGAGGAAAGCCUGUAGACAAAGCAGAGCUUUCAAUACGUUUCUGCUGAGAUAGAUGCUUUAAUGUGAUCAUAGCCUCAAUAUUGACAAGAGCUUUUAGUGUUUUCGUAGCUUAACAUUAGCUUCCUUAGCACGUCAUUUUAACAUCCUCUCUCACUAGGUACAUUCUAUACAUAAGACCAUUUCUAAGAAGGGACUCAUACAGCUGUGGGAUGUUGGGAAAUUAAAGGUCAAUUCUGCAAGGUAAAACUUUAUUUUUGAGCAAGCUGCUUUGUGCUUUGCCAUUUUGCAGUGUGCCUCUGAUAACAUAUACUGUGUCUUCUCUCUUAAAUAGCGGGUCAGAAAAUUAUGCCAGAUUUUAAUGAUGAAAUUAUAAAUAAGACUGCCUCAGCUCCUCUAGACAUUUGAUAAUUGUAUCACGGAAAAAUAAGUGGCUGUCCGAAACAGUAAAAUGAACGUCUUUGAAAAGUACGCCCGAAUAAAUUUCAUGCUCAAGCAAACGCUGACCUCGCUUUCCUUUAUGCUUGCAACUUAACUCUGUCAUUGAAAUCCGGUUUUCUCUGUUUUUUCCCUCAUUUUGGUUGCUCACAUUGGCAUUGGUUGCAUUUGUUCAGACGGUUAAGAGGCUUGUGUAUUGUCCGUUUAAUUAUCCUUUUAUUUACCACUUUUGAUGUCUUUCAACAGUUCUGGGUCAGGACCAACUUUGUCCCUUGGCAUUGCUCACAAUUAUGGUGCCAUAUGGGACCUCAGUUGGUGUCCUUCGGGAACAUGGGAACCUAAAUUAUCCACUAAAAAGCAGGUAUGGUACCGGUAUAUAAUUGUAAGUCAAUGCUUAAACAGUAACAUACGUUGCGUGAAAAUGUUCCAGUGAAACAUUAGAAUCAGCUGUGUGGUGACGAUUUGGCCGAAAGUUUGUAAGGAUGCAAAAAGUCCACUUCCGGUUGACGUGCGCCGACCAAAAACGGCUUUGCUUGAAGAAGAAGAACAGUUUGACCGUUCGAAAUAUCGGGAAUAUUCAAGUCGCUUUGUUUGUUGCUGUUUUGUUAUUACUGAACAGUUAAUUUGCUUGAACUCCCUAGUGUCCAACAUCAAGUUCCCCGGAUAUUUUUUGUCGUCAAAUAGCAUAAUGAACUGGAAUGGACUUGCAGCGAUUCAAAUGUUGUGUUUUGCUUUGCUUUUCAGAAUGGAGCCCUCUCCCGUUUAGGUUUGAUGGCUGUGGCCUGCAGUGAUGGCCUUAUUCGUAUCUUCAGGUAAAAUAAAUAGAGAAUCAAUUAAAUAAAAUUAUUAAUAUCAUAGGUGACGAAUUACUCCUUAAUUUUGGCGCGAAAUUUCAGCUUUAAUUUUUAAUUUCACAUGUGAAAUUACAAAAUUGCCAUGGCAACCCUUCCGUACGUCUCAGUGUCAAGAUGGCGACGAAGUUUUAAAAUGCGGUGAAUGAAGAUGUCAGGGCACAAAAAGACGCUUUAGAAAACCUGAACACACAAGAGAACAUCAAGAAGGAUUCUAACAGGUACUUUGCCGAAAAAGUCUGAAAAAUUCUGAACUUUAUGAGCCAAAUUUAAGGUCUAAACAUUUGAGUGUGGAGUUCUCGAUCGAUACGAUCCAGGAUAACCAUGUCAAAAAUCCAAGAUUGCUAAUGUAAUUCGUCACCCAUGAUAUUAAUAGGUAACCAAAUGGCUCGGGAAAUUAUUAGGAUUUGGACAAAACGCGCGUGAAAUUAUCCCCUAAUUUCACUCGUCACCAUUUGAUUACACAUCCUAAUUUUCCGUUAUUUACCCUCGACUGAAUUAAUAGUGUUUAUACUAGUGGGGCUGAGAAAAUGCCUGAAAAAAAUUAAAAGUCAAACAUAAUGGGGUUAAGAAUCCCGUUGGACUGAGGUAAACUACUUGGUUAUUUACAAGUAUGGUCAAGGAUUUGAAUUCGGGGCUACUGAGAGCAAAUCCAGCUAUCGGUCAGGGCGGGAAUUGAACUUGGGGGUCUCUGCAUUGCAUCUCCAGCGUUCUAUACGCUCGGCCAGGCUGCCUCGUCCUAAAUUAGUAUAGUAAGCGUAUACUUAAUCUGUCUUUCGGAGGUGUUUGUUGUAAGCGUGCAGUGAAAUACAUGAAAGUCAUUGACUUGAAUGCUGGUGUUGUUAAAACGUUAUCAUACGCCACCUCCACAAUUGUCUCUUCAUGCUUCAAGCAUGUGCAUCUACCAUUGCUAUAAUGUUUGCUUUAACCUUUGCAGUAUACCCUGGCCAACUGAGUUAUUCUCGACGUUGUGUAUGAAGCAGUCAAAUGACCAUACUUCUUAUCCACCUGGUAAGUCUAAAUCUUUUGUUUUUUGGGUUAGUGCUGUCUCCAGUUAAAUUGUGUAUCUACCUUGGGCAACGUCUAAGGCGUUUUAUUUUUAGUAGUUGGGAUUCUAUUCAACAGUAAGUGUAAACAUGGGCAAAGAUGUAUGAAUUAAUUUGUUAUCGUAACUAUCUUUGCAUUAUUCUCAAAAUGGUAAGCUUUUUUCGUUGGAAACGCUUCGCUCCUGAGUAAAAUCAUGCUGGAAAAUGGCACCGACAAUAACACCAGCUUCUGUUUUCAGGAACUUAGAAGCUUUAUGGUAAACUUUUAAAAGUUCUGGUAAACUAACAGGGUAUUGGUAAUACGACAAUGAAAUUAGCAAGCUCAGCUUUUAAGUACUUUUUUUUUCAAUUCACAGUCAUAGUACAUGCCGUCCCUCAUGCUGUGUUAAUGCCAUGCGCACUGGGCGUGGCCUAUAAUGGACAAUGCGGCCAGGCCUGGUGUGUCAAGUGGAUUCCUCACUCCAUGCAUGAAAAAAUUGCAACGGGGUUUUCUGAUGGUAAAUAUCAUUUCUGUGAUUAACAAAGCAGCCCUUUUCAAACUUGAGGGUUUUGAACUAUCUUCAUCCCAAUGUCUCGGAAGUUUUGGCUUCACCCUAUCCCCUCAAGAAUUCCAAAACAUUUCGUUCGUUUUAGGUUGUUUUGAAUUUUCAUUGAAAAUCGCAAUGUGAAUUUUAGAAUAGGUAAAAAUCACAAGGGUCAAUGAGCGGGCGAUGUAGGGUCCAUGUGGGGUCAAUCUAGGGCUGAUGUUGGCUUCAUGUAGGGUCGAUAAGGAAUCGAUGUAGGAUCGAUAUAAGGUCGACAAUGUGAAGGAGGAGGAGGAUGCACACGAUCCAACCUUAUCCACCUUACGUAGACCCCCUACCCUUCUAUAUGCCACUCGCGGGAAAGUUGCUCAGUAGCUUCCAUUUAAAGGGUCCCACCGGAUUAUUUUGUUUGCAGACUCAAAACUUAGAUCCUUUUUCAGUUUGUUUUAAAGUAAAACAGUACCACAGGAGGGUAGUGCUCUUGAGUAGCUUUCAUUUAAGUGGUUAUACUUUUAGAUUUCGUAGGACUACCGCGGUAAAUACUGUUCAAUAAAUUGAAGGGUCAGACGGCAGAAUUUCAUCCAUAGAAUGUUAGAACCACAUGCCAUUUCACCAUAGGCAUACCGAACUCACUGCAGUGAGUUGCUUAAGUGACCAUCAAACAAUAGUUUCCAUGUUCGCAAUUCCCAAUGCCCAAAGCAACCUUCUGGGAUCAGCUUUGUAAGCCUGGCUGUAUAUUGUCCGUUCAGAGAUGACAACAUUUUCUACUUAUUUUUAUUUUGCUCUGUCAGUUUCCACACUUCCGUGGGCAAAUGAGUUGUAAGUUAAUGUGAACUAGUUAACAACAACGGUUCUUUUAAGAGGGCUAAUAUGAAGACAUUAUCAUAAGUUGACUAUAAUUAUGUAGCUCCACUAAAGUACAAAGCUAGCUGUCAUGUGAUAUGGCAUUGUCUUUUCAGGAACUGUGGCAAUCUGGAAUCUUAUGACAGAAUCACGUUUGUUAAAAAGACAAAAGGAUGAUGGAGGGAAGACGUUCUGUAAGUAACAGUUUUAGUAAGUAGAAAGGACUUGUGUUAACUUUCAUAUCCCAUUUGUUUUCUUUAGCAGAAAAGGAAGCAAAUAGAUCUAUAUAUUUUGUUUUUGCUAAAUGAUUGUGUUUGGUUCAAUUGUUGUCCAACGCAGGUCUGGCGCCUUUUCUCCAUAUUAUAACAAAUUCAUCAGUGGUCAGAAGCUUGGCGUGGUGUCCAGAAAAUCCAAAUAUUUUUGCCACAGGUAGGAAUAACUAAUUUCCUCCACUCAUAAAGCUGGUUUACACGUGUUUAAUGUGGCUUUUUAGUUAACCAGUAAAUUUAAAAGACGUUUCAAGACUAAGCUCUCAUCGUAACCUAUUUCGAAAAAGUGAUUUCUUUUGUCCCUUAAGGGGUCAUUAAUAAGUUCAGAUUAUAUGCACAGACUUUGCUGUCGUCGGGUUUCUUUCCUAGGUAGUUACGAUCGAGAAUACAAGGUAUGGAAUCUGACGAAUCCAUACAUGCCCAUUGUGACUUUCAGGCGAGGUGAGUAUUUCUCUCGAAGUUUUUUUAUUUUCGUGUGGUUUCUUUUCUUCAUGCUUUAAAGCAUCUUGUUCUGUACAUAGAGUCAGCUCUUUCAAAAAGAGACUGAUUUUCCGUUUUAGCGAGCCAUCUGCCUUAUAGAUACAAUGAGCAAAUCGCUGAACUAGUUUUCCGCUUGAUGAAGAAUUCCGUCUUGUAGAAGUGUUGAGGAGGUUGUCUGGAUUUUUGAAGCUUUUGUGUUACUUUUAGCCUUAUCUUUGCCUACUCAAUAAAGAUAAUCUCGUUCAAAUUUUAAAAAAAAACGUUUCGCCAUGUGCGAAAGGAACCAAUAUUAUCCUCGGCGGUUACUGUGUUUUUCACUUUUUUCGUUGGUUCUGUCAUUCAUUGUGUGGAAAAGACUAAAUGGAUUACCAAAAAUGGGCGACCCCUAAAAAGUUAAUUAAUUUCCUUUAUUGUGUUUGGUUGUUAUUGUUGAUGUUUUUGUUGAAUAUAUAUUUUGGGCCAUUAACAGCGUUUUAACGCUCAUCUGUUGCAGCACACACAACUGAAAUGUAUUGGUCUGUUGUCUCCGAGACCGUUAUGAGCAGCGAGGAUGAUUGUUAUCAAAGUACAAGGCUUCCUUGUAUCGUAAGAACCUUCAACUUUACAAACGAAAGAUCCUUCGCCAAAACCUCCAAAUCUACCAUUCACAACAGCACAAUCUGGGUACGUAUGAAAAUGUCACUGAAACAAGCCAUUCCCGAGUUCCAAAAACUCCCACUUUCAAAAAGAGGCUAAGUGUUGAACCUUUCUUGUGAAAAUGAUUUUUAUUUGUUGAGAAUAAAACUUCACUGUCACAUCACACUGCACUGUCAGAAAUACCAUUUUGUACAUGGCCUGGAUCAUAGAGUGUUGGAUUGUCGAUCUGACUGUCCAGAGCAGAGGUGGUAAAACACGUGUUAGUCUUUGCAGAUGAGGUCAACGAAGUUUCGGGCGAAAGGAGGUUUCUGGUUGGAAAAUCUUGGAGCCUCUAACUGGAGCAAAAUCACGGCUAAAGAAUGCGAAAAGUCCACGUCGUUUAACUGAAAAACGUCAUUGGUUAAACUCCCUUUUGUCGACCACAACUUCCCACUACCCUGACAUCCAAAAUAGGGCCUGAUCUCAGGCUACUUUCCCCACCCCACCCCACCCAUGAGCAAAAGAUCGAUUCUUGCCUACCCUACCCACACCUUGAUCGAACCUUUUGGUCUCCCUGUUCGCUUUGCGUCUAACUGAAGAGUUUGUACUUCCCUUUCCACACAGUCUGUACAUGUAUCCGACUGGGCGAAGCUACUUGCCUGUGGAGAUGCGUCCGGUGAAGUCGAAACAGUGAACCUCAGGAAGAAGCAAAGUGCCAAAUUUGUAAGUAAAUACCCUGUAUACUUACCAUAAGCUUCCGCUUACAAACCCUCGGCUUAUUUAUCAAGGAAGGGGUUUUUGGACGGCUUAUUACCGGAGGUGCUUACAUCCGAGGGGGGAUAUAACGGGAAUAGUAAAAGCGCUUAGGACAAGCUAUUCUUGGUUUACAACCACGUGACAAGGCGGCCAUGUUGGGGGUCAAUACAGUUGAAUUUUUUUCUCGCAGAAUUCACACGAAAAUGAACUUUGGUUCCCAGAGGAGAGAAAUGCUUUUGUCCUUGACUAGCCGUGACGUCUCGUGCAAACCAGCAAUAGUAGUGCUGAUCAAAACACUGGCUCCAAACUGCUCUAUAUAUAGCGACAGAAUAUGGUGUCUCUCCAAAGUGCUUUAUUAAUUGUAUUGUAUUUGUACCUUUAAACGGUGCCCUUGAUACUUAGACCGUAUUUUUACCUCUCCAACGUGCCUUUUAUAUGAGCGUGGCCUUUUCUUCUUGAGUACCCUUCUAAAGUACUGUUAUAAUUAGACCUUCUCUGUACCCUUUUAGAAUGCCCUUUAUAUUGGACCUUACCCCUCAAGGUGUCAGUUAUAGUUGGACCGUAUGUUUGCCUCUCCAAAUCGCCCUUUAUACGUACCCCUCCAAAUUGUUCUUGAUAAUUAUGAAAUUUUAAGUACCUCUCCGAAGUGCUUUUUGAUAUUUUCAUCCUCCCCCUCUGGACUCGCCCUUUUUUAUUAAGACGGUCACGAUCACACAUGACAAAACACUGUUGCCUUUAAGUUAUUACUAGUUGUUUCUUUGUUUGUUUCUGCAGGGUAUUUAUAGAGUAUACUUAGAAAAGCUUGAUCACGAUGGCGGAAAAGAAAGAGGACAGGAACAGGGCUCUCAGAACGAAGGUGCAUAUAUUGCAGGGACAGAGAAAGGGGAUACUAAUAAGGACCGUGAAAGUGCCGGUGAAAAGCAAGGCACGAAUCUCUCUGAGGGGUCAAAAGAAAAUUACCUGGAUACUUCCACUGGUAAAGAAGUGAAAGAUUUGUCUCUGCCACGAACCACUGAAGAAACGUUCCAGCAGUACAAGCUUGUCUUUUACGAUGUUAACACUGUAAGUCAUUUAGUGGAAAACGAAAGUAAACAGUCGUUGUUUUUGUAUCCACGUGAAUUUUAAAAUAGCUCAUGAGGAUAUUAAAGAUUGUUGAAGAUUGGUACAAAGGUAUAUUGGUAUGUUUUGUAGAUGAUUUGGUGAGUGCCGAUUAUCCUUGCCUUCAUUGAAAGUGAGGCUUGAUAGAAACCUUCCUUCUUUCUAAUUAAAAAUUGUGCUCUAGCGGACAGGAGUUGUAGCGAUUAAAUUUGAAAGAGAGCGACAACACCUUUCUAGUGACGGCUUUAACGCUGUCGUCGUCGCAACGCUGUCGUCGUCGCAUUUGCCUUAACUCGCUACUUAAACAUUUUUACAUACCUCGAAAUGGUAACUAGAGCUUUGCCAACAUGAACGUAGCACACCAGUUACUGGAUUUCCAGAGCCACUUUUACACAGAAGGCCAUUUUCGUCCCCAUCCAGUUCGUGCUAUCCGAGUAAGCAGAGGAGGCUUGGAACUGAGCGCGAUUAACAACCGAGGAAUACUGGGUACGAGGCUGAUGAAAGGAGUCUUUUUCCUUUUACAGAUUGAGUUUGCAGAUAUCGCCGACAAAUCCGAUCCGGAAGUGAAGCGUCAUUUAGACGUCAACUUACUGCAGUCUGCCCCUUACAACAACUUUACCAAUCCUCAAGCGAUUCUCAAGGUACGUAGGACUAUAUCAAUUACAUUACUCAGUGUCUUGUAACGCAAUCUUUCUAAACAGAACUUGUGUGUCAUGUUAUUCUUCUUUUUGUCGUGUGCUUUGAUUUGGCCUUGUUUGUUGUUCGAACUAAAUGCGCCUCUUAAGGUAAGUAGGACGAUAUCAAUUACAUUACUCAAAGUCUUGUAACGCAAUCUUCCUAAACAGAAAUUGUGUGUCACGUUAUUCUUCUUUUUGUCAUGUACUUUGAUUUGGUAUUGUUUGUUUUUCGAACUAAAUGCAAACAGACAAAGCAACAAAUAUUCUUUAAUGUAUUGGUAUAUUGCUGGAUAAGCAAAAUCAUUAUAUCCUGUGUGGUGAUAAGUUGGUAAAAUCACUUGCUUUUUCUGAUGUCUGGGUCUAUGAAACCUUAUCAAGAAAGUGUAAACGCGGCACACUUACACUUCGUCAAAUGUCCGUGUAAAAUGGUUGUCCGAUUUCUAAGGAGUCAAAUGAAAUAACUGAAGAGCUGCAGGGACAAAAAAGUAGGUGUCCGUCUUGUCGAGGUGUCCGUUUAUGGACAGAAAACACUUCCUUUAAAAUGCCGUUUUAUCCACACGUGCAUAUGUACAUAACAUAAAUAGAGAAAAAGGUAAAUUCCCUUGAAAAUAUCACGUGGUCCGCAUUUAGCAAACAAAACAUACAAUCCGAGAAGGUCUAUUUCAGUGGCGGGUCCAGGGGAGGGGCCCGGGUGGGCCGCCCCAUUUAUUUUAAAACCAAAUUCCCCCCCCCUUCCUCCCCCCCCCCGUCAUCUGAAGGUCUGGAUCUGCUACUGUGUUUAACCACAAAAUUUUGCUGUCCUGUUAGGUUCGCUUCAAUCCUAACAAACAAGCUUUCACCUGGCUUGCGUCUGGAGGGGCUGCAGGUCUUGCCAGACUUCACCUUGUAAAGCAGUUAAAAGACGCGUGA